AUGGACGCGACCGGUUCUACAGCAGUCAAUGCACUGCCGACGUUGACCAAAAUCCCGAUCGCGCAGCUAUCACCAACCCUUGAAGAGCUCGAGGAGAAGUGUAUCCUUGCGACUGUUAGUCUCGUUUGGCCGUAUUCGUCCUCGUCCAAGUCUCUCAGCCUUUCGCUCGCUGAACCCGAUUUUCGCCUCCGUCGGUCCAAUGGACAAGUAAAGGCGACCUUUCAUGGGCGCGCCGCAGAGAAGGUUGCGGAAUCACAUGUCGGAAUUGGAGAUACCAUUUGCCUCGCCCUGAAAGGUGCUGACUUUGGUGGCAAUGAUGCAGCCACGCAAACUCCUGGAAGACUUGUUGUGUGGGAUCUUCAAUUUCACAACGGCGUGUCACUCGAGAUCACUUCUCCCUCAAAAAGUUUGUCGACAGUAAUCAUCGAGCAGUCCCCUAGCCCAUCGCACGAUACAGAGAAACAGCUGCCUUCGACCCCCCGCGCAAUCUCAAUACACGACAUAGCUUAUGGACAGAGUUCCUGGUCUUCGCCGGCAUUCGCACAAAGUGGAAAGUCCCCGUUUAAGGCUGCACGAGACUCUGCUUUUGACCCGUUUACCGACGAGGAUGGGUCUAUACUUGGGAAAGGCAGAAAACGGCCGAGAUAUAGCUUUCAAAGAGACGACUGGCGCAUUGAAAGCACAUCGACAAGUGGCCGAGAAGAAGGCUCAGAGGACCUGGAAAACAUAUGGGAUCGGGAAUUUGAGGAUGAAAUGAACACCGAAGGAGAUGGGCAGACCACUCUGGAAGCUCCCUAUGACAAUGACGCUUCUAUUCUGGAUGAUACCGUCUUUGCGGAUCAGGAAAAUGUCGGAAGCCCAUUGCAAGAUCGUUCAUCCGUUUUUGUGAAGCCUUCACUUGAUCUUGCUGUAAGCCUUUUCGGCAGGCGAGCGCCUCAUAUGAACCAUGAGACCACUGGACAGAUUGGAACUGGCAUGCAAGGUUCGGGAGCAGCCUCUCAUCUUCCUACAGAUACACCUCAGCUACGCCCGGUGCCAUCGCCCGGACUUCCAAUUCCUUCACCUAUCGUGUCCAGUAAUAAUUACUCAACGGAGUACUUCUCGCCAUCCCACGCCCAACAACAAGCACAGACUCUUCGAUCCAUUGUUACUGGAACGGAAGCGGGGACUGUUUCUCUAGUGCAGAGCUUCGUGGCUCACUUUUCACACAGCUCGCAAUUCCAAACAACUUUAGCUUCUACGGAGCGGCUAGACACGACACAGCAUGCUCAAUCCCUCUCAAGUCCAUCAUUGAUGGGAGAGCAAGACCAGGAACCACUUCAGGAAGAAGGCCACCGCGCCGAACAGACUCAUGAACAAUCGACCGAGAUUUACAAUUCGCCAACCUUCCAGAAACACCUGGAAUUGAAUGAAGCUCAUAUUGAAAUGGGAGAAACCGAUGAUACCCACAUGAUGUCUGUUGCGGAGUCUGUCGGUCGCCAACCCGGGGAAACUGGCGGAGCUGAAAAAGCACCGGAUUCUGAGAAGGAUCCCUGGCACGAAAAACUAGCAUCUGGAUCAGAAAGCGAGGGAUCCGAAGUCAAAGAUGUCCAGGGAUCACCGGCGCAAAUAGGCCGUGUCUACGGCGAUGCUAUGGUGAAUGCUGCUCGCGCGAUUGUCGACAUGGAAACCGCCGAAGACGAAACUAGUGAGCACGCACCAGAAGCAAUUGAAAGUGAAGCUAAAGUUGUGGAAGCUGCUCUGCCCUUGCAAGAUCAUCCAGCUAGUCUAAGUUCCAGUCAAGAAAGUGACGGCGAUGAACAUGAAGCCCUCUAUGAUGAUCAUGAUGAUGCAGAAGAUUUCGUGGAGGAAGAUUUCGUGGAGGAAGAUUUCGUGGAGGAAGAUGGCGUGGAUGAGGGGGAGUGUGGCUACGAAGACGGGUAUAGUAGUGACAAGGAUCCUCAGACAACACAGCCGCCUUGGCCACAACAAUCCCAACCUGAAAUCAUAGUGCUCGACAGCGACAGCGAAGAUGAGCUUGCUUCCGAUCAACCGGCCUCCACGCCUUCGCAACCCACACAACGAGAGAGCAACUUUAUCCGUGAGCCUUACAUUGAGUCGCGCGUUGCGACAUACGCAGCAGAGGAGGAAGACGAGCUUUAUGGAGUAGACGAAGAAGAGAAUGUCGAGGAGGAGGAGGAGGAGGAGGAGGAGGAAGACUACGAGUCAGACUCUGAUGCGCUGGAAUUUAGAUACCAAGAUGGAGACGAUGAACGAGUCCAUGACAGUGACAUUGACGACGAGUCUUUGGUGGAAGAGUUAGCACACAACCAUCACGCUGAGCAACAUUUGCGUCAAGAAUUUUCUAUCGACGAAGAACCCGUUGGAGAAGAGCACGGCAAUGAUGAACUUGACGCGAGGGAGCCGCGUGAAACCCAGCAUGACUCUAAAGGCAAGGAGAAGGCGGAAUCAGUCAUUGAUUCGGACUCAAACGCAGAGGAAACCAAAAAAGCAUAUGACGAAGAGCCAGAAGAACAAUCCGAUUAUGAUUCCGACCAGAAAUCCGAAGUGGAGACUGAAAAACACAAGCAAACAGGCCUUUUGGAACCCGGCUCCUCUGAUCGUUUCGUGAGCAGCCUGGACGGAGCCAAUGAUCGAGAUUUGCCGCGAUCUCUCAUGGAUGCCGACGUGGACGAAGAUAUGGGAAAAAAUCAGGAAGAAGACGAGAUGGAAUACCAGGGCGAAGACCAGGAAGAAGGUCCUAAGGAGGAAAAUGUCUCCCAACCACAAUCUCAGCAUUCUGACACCAAGGUCAAGCUUGUGAACAGGCAAUCGCUUGGCGAUACUGAAAAUCAGCUCCCAAUUUCCGAUCCUCAUCUAUAUUCCCCUCCCAGCCAAGAAAAGACCGAGGUUUCGCGUUCCCUCGUCGAGUCAGAACAACCUCGGGAACACUUUGGUCGUAUGAAUGAAGCUCACCUUGACAAAGCCCUCUUGCCCCUUGAAAAUGUCGCACCUGAGCCCCUUCCCGACACUUUGUACACUCGACAAGAUGACGGAAAAGACGGCGUGGAUGUCGUUGUACCUACCACCGAACAUGCUCAGGUCGAUCAGCAAAAAACGAAGACUUUGAGCGACAACAAACCUCCUGAAACGCCGAAAGUGAUCAUUACCAAAUCCUCGGUCCCUGACCGUCACGCCCAUGGAUUGCGCAGCAAGUCGUCUUACUUUGCUCCUCUUGCCACACUUGUCGAUCACUAUAACUCCUUGGUAGACACAAUCUCGACUGUCUACGAAGCAACGCCAAUCGUCAAAAGUAGCUCUGGCCCAAGAGACUAUUUCCUGACUGUUCAACUUACCGAUCCCUCUAUGGCUGGCACAACCCUCCAAGCCCAGAUCUUCCGACGUACCAAGUCAGCCAUGCCAUCUCUAGCUGAAGGCAAUGCGAUUUUGCUUCGUGACUUCAAGGUACGGAGUCAUGACCACUCGAUCAUGCUCGUCAGUGUCGAAUCGAGCUCGUGGGCGGUAUUCGAUGGCUCCUCACUAGAAGCACACGUGAGUGGACCGCCGGUGGAAUACGGCUCACAGGAACGCGCCUAUGCCUCCGGUUUGCGAAGAUGGUAUACCGAAGUUGGCGCUUCCCUUGUUGCAGACAAUAAACUUCAGGCGUCCAUUGAGCGAGAUAGUAUGGAUCGAGGAGUAACACCCAGCGACGUGGCUAUCAGUGAAGCUGGGAGCUUCGAGUCAGCCACCCCCGGCGAUUCAGUAUCAUCAUCUCGAGGUACCAAGCGCAACCGACGAAGAGACCGGCGGGUCACUAUUCACGAGCUUCGAGAUGGAACUCGCUACACGGAAGUUGGCUCCCCGGGCAGUAGAGAAAGCAUCCAUGAGCUGCGGGACGGCACUGUCUAUGCUGAUUUAUGA
Messenger RNA from Penicillium maclennaniae, 3900 nucleotides. RefSeq lists its product as uncharacterized. Gene Ontology annotation, cellular component: chromosome, telomeric region. The coding region runs from base 1 to 3900 and encodes 1299 amino acids. Lineage: Eukaryota; Fungi; Ascomycota; Eurotiomycetes; Eurotiales; Aspergillaceae. The transcript is spliced from 2 exons. The record is from RefSeq and is a predicted model, not a curated record. Gene Ontology annotation, molecular function: DNA binding. Gene Ontology annotation, biological process: telomere maintenance.